AUGGCUCCUCCUGCUGCUGAUGUCGAUCUCGACAUUGCACCUUCGCCCUAUGUCAUUCCAACCAAGGCCGUGAGCGGCUCCAAGCUCGCCGAGUCUCUGGUCUCGUCGGGCUCCCUGGACAGCUACGAACAGUUUGACGUGACCAACGUCAUCGGCCACGAGUUCCCCACCCUGCAGCUCAGCGAGAUCCUUGGUGACGACCAGAAACUGCGCGACCUGGCCAUCCUGGUCUCGCAGCGCGGCGUCGUCUUUUUCCGCAACCAGGACCUGAACAUUGACGACCAAAAGAUCCUGGGCCAGAAGCUGGGCGAGCUCACGGGCAAGCCCGAGACGUCCAAGCUGCAUCGCCACGCGCUGUCCAACAGCAAGCGCGGCAUUGCCGUCGACGAGAACGGCAAGCUCGACGACGAGGUAUCGGUCAUCUCGUCGGAGCAGAACCGCAAGUACUACAAGGACCGCUUCACGUCGUCGUCCAAGCAGCUUGCGGGCGUCGGCUGGCACGCCGACAUCACGUUUGAGCGCGUCCCCUCGGACUACGCCAUCCUCAAGAUUACGCAGCCGCCCGAGGACGUCGGUGGCGACACUUUGUGGGCGUCGGGCUACGAGCUGUACGACCGCCUGUCGCCGCCGAUCCAGAAGCUGGUCGACGGCCUGACGGCGACGCACUACCAGCCCAACUUUGUCAAGGUCAAGGAGGCGUUCGACCUUGAGCUGAUCGACACGGACCGUGGCGCGCCCGACAACAACGGCCUCGACUUCAAGGCCGAGCACCCGGUGGUGCGCACCAACCCGGUCACCGGCUGGAAGAGCCUGUUUGGCGCCGCUCACCAGGUCGAGGCUGGCUGGAUCAACGGCGUCUCGGCCCGCGAGAGCGAAAUUCUCAAGACUUACUUCCUCCAACUCAUCACCGACAACCACGACCUGCAGGUGCGCUUCAAGUGGAACAAGAACGACCUGGCCAUCUGGGACAACCGCUCCGUCUUCCACACCGCCACGUUCGACUACUCGGGCAAGCGCCAGGGCAACCGCGUCGUGUCGCUUGGCGAGAAGCCGUACUUUGACCCGGCCUCCAAGUCGCGCCGCGAGGCCCUGGGCCUGCUGUAA
Molecule: messenger RNA, 1104 nt
Organism: Sporothrix brasiliensis 5110
Lineage: Eukaryota; Fungi; Ascomycota; Sordariomycetes; Ophiostomatales; Ophiostomataceae
Product: taurine catabolism dioxygenase TauD, TfdA family protein
Exons: 2
Coding region: 1-1104 (367 amino acids)
Cellular component (GO): cytoplasm
Molecular function (GO): 2-oxoglutarate-dependent dioxygenase activity
Source: RefSeq, a predicted model, not a curated record